Cololabis saira (Pacific saury) is the source of this 3190-nucleotide messenger RNA. Its product is annotated as E3 ubiquitin-protein ligase RNF126-like. Gene Ontology annotation, biological process: protein ubiquitination. Gene Ontology annotation, cellular component: cytoplasm. NCBI's taxonomy places the organism in Eukaryota, Metazoa, Chordata, Actinopteri, Beloniformes, Belonidae. The record is from RefSeq and is a predicted model, not a curated record. Gene Ontology annotation, molecular function: ubiquitin protein ligase activity. The transcript has 9 exons. The coding region runs from base 64 to 1023 and encodes 319 amino acids.
CGGGGUAAACAUGUCCCUCACGUGUCUCCGUCGUCUCUCCCCGCUACCUGUGUGGAGCUAAACAUGGCAGAAGCGCCCCCAUGGCCCAGCCGCUUCUUCUGUCACAGAUGCUCGGCGGAGAUCAGUCCACAGCUUCCUGAGUAUACGUGUCCAAGAUGUGACUCUGGGUUUAUUGAGGAGCUGCUGGAAGAGAGAAGUGCUGACAAUGGCUCCAUGUCUAACAUCUCCAGCGGGCCCCAGAACCAGCAACCAUUUGAGAAUGUGGACCAGCACUUAUUUACAUUCCCUUCAGGCUAUGGUCAAUUUUCCUUCAGUGUCUUUGAUGAUGGCUUUGACUUUGGUCCUGGACUCGGAGCAGAAGACAACCGAGAUGCUGAAAACCGACGGGAAAGAGAAACCACCUCACGGCAACGGUAUGGCGUCAGACAGCCUCGAAGUCGUCACAGUUCACGGCGACAGCCAGGGAGGCACGAGGGAGUCCCUACUUUAGAAGGAAUUAUUCAGCAGUUAGUGAAUGGAAUAAUUGCACCUACAGCCAUGCCAAAUAUCGGUGUUGGACCCUGGGGUGUUCUUCACUCAAAUCCUAUGGACUAUGCCUGGGGUGCUAACGGGCUCGAUGCUAUUAUAACACAGUUAUUAAAUCAGUUUGAGAACACAGGCCCUCCACCUGCUGAUAGGGAUAAAAUAAAAAGUCUUCCCACCGUACGGAUUACAAACGAACAUGUUGUUUCAGGCCUGGAAUGUCCAGUGUGUAAAGAAGAUUACAGUGUUGGAGAAAAUGUGAGGCAGCUUCCGUGCAAUCACAUGUUCCACAAUGAUUGCAUAGUCCCCUGGCUGGAACAGCAUGACACUUGUCCAGUAUGCAGGAAGAGCUUGAGUGGACAAAACACAGCAACAAACCCUCCAGAACUAUCAGGGAUGAACUUUGCCCCCUCCUCUUCAUCCUCCGCAUCCUCUUCAUCGUCCUCUACCCCUCAGUCUUCAAGUUCAACCAGCAACGAGAACUCGACCGAUAACUCGUAGAAGGGGUGUUAGUCCUUAUCACCCUAUAAAGCUGUUAAAGCUCUAAGGCUGCUGCACUUCAGAGCAGUGACCUUAAAUCCCUCCCUGCAGUAGGGCAGAGGCCUGAGUGCAUCUCGGCUGGAGCACUCAGGCCUGAUUCAGGGGUAAGUUAUACAUGUGUUCAUGUAUUUCUGCUCGUCAAGUUGACUCCACCGUCAUCAGGAAUCUGAACAAUGAAAGGGUGGAGGCCUGAAGUGCAGCUUCUGUCAGGGAAGAUGUGGAGAAGCAUGGAAACUUCACGAGGCUCGAUUUGUUUGAAGCACCUCAUACAAGAAGAGAAAAUAAAGGAAUCCAAAGCUGGAAGACUAUGAAAAGCAAAAAAAAAAAGGCAUUUUUUAAAAACAUUUCUAGACUUGUUUAAGAUACGGUAAUUCACUUUUGCCCAGUUGCGCAGUUAUUCUUUUUUUUCUUUUUCUAAUGAGUAGCAUUCAUAUCUCAGUGACUCAAAGUGCACGACUGUGCACUGCUAAGUUAUGCACUAAAAGUCUUUAUGGUUUGCAAGAAUAUUACAACUGGUUUUUGUCUCAAAUUAAAUUGAUGAAACCUAUUUAAUCUAACUGUUUAAGAUUGCAGUCUUGUUUCCUUUUUUUUUUUAAACUUUAUUACAUUAGACACAAGGAUUUAUUUGAAUUGCAGCUGCAAGAUUAAUGCAUUCGCAUUGGCAACUUUGUGACAUUUCCGUGCAUUUAUGCUUUUUAACUUGCAGAUAAAUUUAAUAUUUUCUUAAGUUGCCAGUUUAAACACAAAUAAUUUUAAAUAUGGUCGUGUACGUCAAAAAUUAAUUGAUCUGAAAGUGGAAAUAAAAGUUUUUGGUGUUAUUACUCAUUUCAUACAAAAUUUUCUUUGAAUGCAAAUAUACAUCUUUAAAGGCUAAAUCAAACGCAACAGUACUCAUAAAAAUUGACUCAAAGACUGCUGUUGUAAAAGUUAUUACUAAUAAGUGCAUUUCAUGUGUGCAUAACUGGGACGUAAGGCAAGUGUUUUAUGUCAUACUUGAUUGUUCGGUGUGACUACAAGUGGAUUUCAUUAAUUACUAAAAAAGAAAAACUGAUUUUAAAAUCUUCAAAGGCUCAAAAGGUUUGUCACUUUUUUCUAAUACCAAAUAAACAAAAGAUAGUGUGGUGAACUUUUGUAAACUUUUUGUAUAGGCAGGACGUUAGCUGCUCUGGUUUGUUUACCAGACUAAAUUAUUUGUUCCUUUUUCUUUUCCUUUUUCUUUUUUUUUAUGCCUCGUAGACAACCAGGGAACAAUAAUCCCAUUAGUGAACACUUUGGGAUUUGUUUUCAAUGCAUAAUAUGGGUGUCACAUCAUUUUGUACUUUCAAAGUAAUGGCAGGUCCAAAGGUAUGCAGAUAGUAAACAACAUCUGUUUGAAAUCAUUGAGUGCUGCACUCUUGUGCUAAAUAUAUUUAAUCAGCCAAUUACAUUCUGCUUCCUUUUAUUGUUUUGCGGUAUGGGUGUAUUUCCUCUUCAUUGUACCUUUGUUGUCCCCUGGGAUUUAAGGUUCAGAGGGCUUUAUCCAGGGUGAUUGUGUUAGAACAUAGGUGGACACACAUGAUUUAAAAAAUUUGACUUGAGACUUUGGGUUGGACUGUACAAUGUAAGAUUGUUGAAUUAUAUCCCAUUUUUGACAUGGUUGGUAGGAAGUGUGGCUUUUUGAUUAUCAUAGCUGAUAGCAUGAAAACGUAAUCUUAUGUUUUAUGACUAUGUUCAGUGACACCACUGUGGACUCGAUUGCGUCCAGCUACCAACUUACUUCAUUGUAUUAGAAUUGUGAAAAUAUCUAUAUUUUCUGGUGAUGCAGUAUGAAUUUUUAAUUGACUUGGAUUUUGAGAAAAUAUAUAAGCCAUCUAAUGACUGUUGAAUGAAAAAAAAAAAGUGAAAAGCCAGUUUUUUGUUGUUUUUUUUUUAUCAGGUUGUCAUCACUUUUCUUUUUUAGUUGCAAAUGAAAGGAUUCUGAAAAUAUGUGGAUGAUGAUCUCAAAUAAAAGUUUUUAGUCUAGGAUUUUGGUCUGGGGAAUCAUCAACACUUUCCACUUUCCUUGGAAUAACAACACUUUACUUGGAAAUAUUUUGCAAGAAAUUGACGAUGGCUUUUUGUUCCCCCUCUCACUCUUGACAUUAAAAUU